AAUACGAAAAACGGUGACCUUUGCGAUAACGUUAGAUUUCUUGAAAUUUUCUAAAAAAUUUUUCCCAAACCAUUUUAACGCCGACACUUGUGUCAUCGCUACGGAAAGCUGUCGGCUGAGUUUGCUUUCGUGGAUUUAUAUAAAAGAUGUAAACAUGUAUAAUGACGGCAGUUGCGAUUAGGCUGCACACCGCACCACUGACCUUAGAUAAAAUUAUACUUGGACCAAGUCUGACCGUUUGUAUUUAUCGACUUAUAUAACUCGAGUCGUCCGAACCAGUCAUCGGAUUGAUUCACAAAUUCAAGUAUUAGAAUUCUUUCUACACUUCGUUGCGUUUAAACGAUUCCGUUGACCAGCUUGAAGCAAAUCAGAUCAACGAUCAUGUCGGUCAAAGGUAUGCUGACGCUUCUGGUUUUCGGCGCAGUCGCCGUCGCGGCUGAACACGUCGCAGUCGUCCGUUUAACACCCAAUAACGCGGAGAAACCCAACGUCACCGGGAUCCUGGUAUUAAGACAAGAGUCGCCCGGCUUGCCUGUCAACAUGAGUGGAACGAUAUUCGGCCUGCGCGAUGGUCUCCACGGUCUCCACGUUCACCAGGCCGGUGACCUCAGCAACGGAUGCGUUUCCGCUCUGGGUCACUUCAACCCGGACAAGCACGAUCACGGCGCUCCUGGUGACGCCGUGAGGCACGUCGGCGACCUGGGAAACAUCGAAUCGACGAACGGAGUUGCCACGGUCGAAAUAUUGGACAACGUGAUAUCGCUGAGCGGCAGAAACAGCAUCGUUGGACGCAGUAUCGUCGUUCACGAGGGUGAAGACGACCUGGGGAAAGGAAACCACUCUCUGUCCUUGAAAACCGGAAACGCCGGAGACCGUGCAGCCUGCGGCGUCAUCGGCGUCCUGUCACCGUUAGACAGCUGGAUGCCAAAUUCUGGAACAUCGUUCUUAUGGUCCAGCUACAUGUUGAUUUUGUCAGCUAGUGGAAUGGUAAUUAAGUUUUAGGGGAAAUUCAAUUCCGAUGUAAACGUAUAAUUUCUACGAGUAUUUGGAUUUUACUCGAAGAAGAAUUCUCUUAUUUAUAUUCUUGAACUGUUUAAACAAGUGCUAGUCGAGUAAAGCCACCGCAUUUUGCGCGAGGAAUCUACGUGUUGUAUUGUUAUUAUUAUACGUUCGUGAUUAGCAUCGGUAAACCGUUAUUUAUAUUGCAAAAUUAUUCACGUAUUAAAUGUGAAGGAUAACAGAAGGAGAUGAUUAUAAAGGGAAAAAGUAACCGUAGUAAUUUUUUUCCAUAGAAAAUAUUAAUUCACACAAUUUUUUUUUCUCUCAAAUUAUUUUGCUCUGUGUUCUUGUCCCGACUGUGAAACUAUGAUACAUAUUUAUCCCUGUAAAUUAAAUUCUGCGAAAAUAGCCGCGAAGUAUUCGUAUUGUAUGUAUGGUGUUAGGAAAAAUGUCAACGUUGAAAAACGCAUGUCCGAUAAGCGUCUGCGAUUUAUCGCAACGUAAACGAUGUCAAAGAAAAAAAAAAAAAAAUAGGAAAGUGAAAACAAACGACUAUCGAUUGUCGUUCGGACCAGAAAAUUCCUGAUCUACGAUGUGAGAUAUUCCAACUUUGAAAAAGAAAGUGUAUUUCAUUCCUACGUCCUUUGUUAGUUAUUAUACGGAGCAGAAACGAGGCGGUUUGAUUUUUUCGCAGCAACCGUAAAUUUGGAAAAAUAUAAUAUACUCCAAAGCUCUGUACGUACUUUAAUUAUUUUUUAUUGCAGGUAUUCAUCCUGCAAACGUGCACUGUAUUAUCAUUGUUACAUUUUUAGCUUUAAUAUUAUUACGUUUACUAUUAUAGUAUUAUUGCUGACCAGUGUUUUUUUUUUUUUUUGUAAUUUUGCAAAACGUAUUUGAAAUGUUUGUAAGACUCUGUCACAGAUUGUUAUGUAUCCCACAUGUAAUGUGGUUCUUAACUUAUUACAUACCUUCUUUGUUAUACUGUUGAUUACUCUAGUGUGGUAAUAAGAAUUGUAAAAAAAAAUAGAUUUUCGUCUCAGAAUCCUCGCUUAAAAAAUAUAAAUAUUAUAGCCCACAAAGUUAUUUGGACCAAAUAUAAUGUUAUAUACAUGUGAAGAAACGAA
Molecule: messenger RNA, 2123 nt
Organism: Neodiprion virginianus
Lineage: Eukaryota; Metazoa; Arthropoda; Insecta; Hymenoptera; Diprionidae
Product: superoxide dismutase [Cu-Zn]-like
Exons: 5
Coding region: 382-1002 (206 amino acids)
Biological process (GO): removal of superoxide radicals
Molecular function (GO): superoxide dismutase activity; copper ion binding
Source: RefSeq, a predicted model, not a curated record